Ananas comosus (pineapple) is the source of this 3101-nucleotide messenger RNA. RefSeq names its product pentatricopeptide repeat-containing protein At4g04790, mitochondrial-like. Lineage: Eukaryota; Viridiplantae; Streptophyta; Magnoliopsida; Poales; Bromeliaceae. Gene Ontology annotation, molecular function: protein binding. The record is from RefSeq and is a predicted model, not a curated record. The coding region runs from base 89 to 2764 and encodes 891 amino acids. The transcript has 16 exons.
UGGUCGGGGAUUCGUCACCGACUUCAAGCUGCGAAAUUAGGCGUUCCUGAACCGCCUUUUAAGACAACACAAAGUUCACGCUUUUAACAUGUCUGGAGUUCUCGCACACUCAUUCCCAAGGAGGAGGAGAGGAGCGGCGAAUGCGAUGGGGAGGAUCCUCCUCAAGGCCUUCGCCUCCUCCUCUUCCUCCUCCGCCGCCGCCUCCGCCACCGUGAAGCGCGGCGCCACCACCGGAUCCGCGGCGGAGAAGCUCGCCACUGUAGAGGAGCCCACCACCUCGAACGCGGCCACUAGCCUCCUCAAGGCCUUCGCCACCUCCUCCUCUGCCACCGCAUCGCCGCCUCUUACCAACCCUCGAACUUCUCUGAAGUGCGCUACGGCUUCUGAGGUGCUUUCGCAGCUAAACAAAGCAGCUCCGGAAAACCCUAAGCCAUCACCUGCGCCUGUGGAAAACUCGGCGGUGGAGAUUUCAAGUUUUAUAUCAUCCAUUUUACGUGGUACUGCUGAUGCAUCCAGUUCCUUUUCACCAGAACAAAAUAAUAGGACACAGAUGAACAACAUCUUAGACAUACCUUGGUUCUCAAAUGCACCUACCACCUGUACGAAUCAGUGGAGAAAGGAACUUUCAAGAAGUAGAAAAGAGAAGUUUAUUUUCAAGAACACUGAGUCCCGCCGCUUCACAAAACUGAUGACAAUGUGUGCAAACAAACUAGGGACUGAGACUACUCUUGAAUUCUUCAGUAAAUUGGGAAGAGAAACGGGCGUCAAGGAAUAUGACGCCUUGAUAAAAGUUUGCAUAGACAAAGCAAGAUGUAGUAGUAACGAAGAAGAUUCGUUGGUCCAAAUUCAUAAAGCCUAUCAACUUUUUUUAUCCAUGAAAGAUAGAGGUAUUCAGAUUGAAGAGGAGAGUUACAGUCCAUUUCUUAUAUACUUGAUCGAUAUGAAAAUGGUGCAAGAAUUUCAGAUGUUCAGUAAGUUUUUCAAAGAUGAGAAUCCAAGAUCCAAUUCCAGAAUAGGUUAUUAUGAGAUGCUACUUUGGCUUAGAGUUGGCAAUGAAGCCAAAAUUCAGGAACUUUGUCGUUCUGUUGUGGUUGCUAGUGAUGAAGUCAACUAUGGCUUAGCAGAGAGUUAUUUGUUGGCAUUUUGUGAAAGCGAUAGGAAAACUGAGCUUCUGCAGUUCUUAGAAGUGCUAGGUAUCAAGAAAAUAUCUUCUUUAAAGUAUGUCAAAAGUAUCUUUAAGUCACUGGGGAGGCUUAAACUGGAGAGUUUUGCAGAGAGGUCCCUUUUGGAGCUCAAGGUGAUAGGAACUGAAGAUGAAAAUAUUUCAGUUUUAAUUUUUGAUUAUGCCACUAGCAUACCAAAUUUAGCGGUUGAAAUGAUUAUAUCAAAAUUCAGUACUUUGCACCAGAGACUUGCACUAAUUGCCUCCUCUGCAUCAUAUGACAAGCUCAUCGCUUUGUGCUGCGAUAUGUCUGAGGUUCAAAUGGCCCUUGACAUAGUUGACCAUGUGGUUCAGGCUGGCUUGAAUGUCUCAAUUGAGUCCUUUCAUCCGAUCAUACAUGCUUGUGAGCAAAGCUGUGACCUUCAAAUGGUUCAUCCAAUAUAUUCCGUGAUGUGCCAGCAUAACUUGAAAUUGAAAGGAGACACCUUGAAAAGCAUGAUAACUUUGUGCGUGAAGAUGAAAGAUUUUGAUGGUGCGUAUAAUCUACUGUCAGAUGCCAAAGAGAUGGGAGAGAUGCCGACUGCAAGCAUGUAUAAUGUGAUUUUGGCUGGUUAUUUUAGAGAGAAAAAUAAUUAUGGAGUGUCAAAGGUUCUCAAGGACAUGAAGAGUGCCAAUGUGAAAGCAGAUGCAGAAACAUUUAGUUAUUUGAUUUUUAAUUGCGACAGAGAAGAAGACAUCAUCAAGUAUCAUGAUCAAUUACGACAAGCCGGGAUUCAAAUUACAAAGCAUGUUACCAUGGCGCUUAUUAAUGCUUUUGCGAAACUUGGAAACUUUGAAAUGGCAAAACAGGUUGUAUUGGAUCAUGAGAUUCCAUCCAUGCAAGUGAUUGAAAUUAAAAGUGCACUCAUUUCCGCGCUUUCCUCAAAUGGACAAAUAUCUGAUGCACUAAAUAUAUAUGAUGAAAUCAAACAAGCUAAAUGCAGCAUCGAUCCAAAAGCUAUCAUAAGCCUAAUAGAACAUAUUCGCACUGAAGGUGAAGUUGAUAGAUUGUGUAAGCUUCUAAACAAGUUGAAUGAUUUGACCACCUGGUUUGAUGGCUGCGGCAGAGUAAUCUUAUACUGCGUUGACUUUAACCAUGCCACUAUCGCUAUUGAUUUACUGAAGCAACUGAAGAUGAAAGAUGAGUUGAGUGCAUAUAUGGUUAUUGAUCAGAUGUUUAGUCAUAUUUGGGAAACAGAGCCUGUAAAUUUAAAAAUCGGGAUGCAGCUGCUCCGUGCUAUCAAGGAAGAGCUUGGUCUUCAACUCUCUCGAACAAGUCUUGAUUUUCUUCUUAGUACCUGUGUGAAAGCGAAAGAUGCAAAAUGCGCAUGGGAAAUAUGGUCGGAAUAUGAAACUUCAGGCCUUCUGUACAACGUCUUGACUUUCUUGAGGAUGUAUCAAGCUCUUCUGGCAUCAGGAGAGAAGGAAGCUUGGAAAGCUGCAAAGGAGAUGGUGAAGAGAGUACCAAAGGAGGAUGCCCAUGUACUCUACAUUUUGAAAUCUUGUAAAUCAACUUACAGACGAGAACCUAGGAAAGCUUCAUCUACGGAGAGGGAGAAUUAGUCCCUAUUACGUGUUAUUUCCAUUCGUAUAGAAGCUAAUGUGUUCUUUUCCUCUUUUUCCUUUUUUUCUUUUCUUUUUUUUUUUUUUCUUUUUUCCCUUUUUGGGUUAGGGUGGGGGGCUAAGGCCCCGAGAUAGAAUGUCAGUUGCACCAUUUUUAGAUAUGAAAUAGAAUGAAAUUUUAUUCCGUCAGUUCGAACUUUGGUUUUGGGUGGGGGGCCAUUUCUCCGUCUGUUUUUUCUGUUGGCAUGAUAGCAGCAACAUGAGAGUUGGCAGGCUGUCUUACCUGUCUUCCCCUGCUUGAUUUCCUGCAAUCUUAGGACUCAUUUGGUUAUGCUCA